AAACUUUGUGCUCAUUCUCUAAACAAAUCCAGAAUGCUCAAGUUUGCGCUGCUAUUUUCGCUUGUGGCUUCGAAUUCGAUCGGUUCUCUAAGUGGAUACCAAUCCGUGUGCCUACUGGAUGACCCGAUAAAUCAAUGUGGGAACUUCUGCCUCACAUCGCUGGCUCCCUUGAUAGAGCACAUUCGAAAGCACCAGGAUGCGUGGGCCGUCAGUGAUAUCGCGGUGAAGAAAACGGAGGAGCGACUGGGCAGGAUUGAAGGCCUGCUGACCACAUUGAAGUACAUGAGGCAGAAAGGCCUGGAGGAAUCCUGGUCGCAGGAUAUCAAGGCCAGGCUGGACAGGCUGGAGAGUCAGCAGGGGGAUCUGUUGAAGAAACUGGAAAAAUUCGAUAAGAGAAUUGUGCCACCUAAUUUUGAAAUGAUUGUUUCAAGGUUCUUCUACGUCGAGGGAAAAAUGCGGAUGAAUUGGUCUGCUGCUGCAAGCACCUGUCGGCAAAUGGGCGCUCAACUGGCAGUAAUUCAAAGUGAAGAGGAGCUAAAGGCUCUCAAGGUGAAACUUCCAAGGGAUCGUAUCUACUGGUUGGGUCUUAAUGAUCUGGAACACGAGGGCGAGUUCAAAUCUUCAGAGACUGGUAAGCCGGCACCUUUCUUCAAGUGGAGAGCUGGACAGCCGAACAAUUCCAAUGGCAGUCAGCACUGCGUCGACCUCUUGGACGGACUUAUGUACGAUAACAAAUGCGAAAGCCUGAGCUACUUCAUCUGUCAGUUGGACGACGGCAGUGUGAGCUAAAUGGAUGUAGGAAGGUAUUUUAUAACCCAUCAAUAAAUUUAGCUAAUAGAAACCAUUUCUACUACAUAUAUGUGCGGUAUCUCAAAAAUGCAAUUAAAUAAAUAUGUAGGUAUCUUAAAAUGGGCCUAUUUUUGUUUUCAACUAAUGUUAAAUCCUAAUUAAAGUAGCUAUAUUAACUUAUCAAAAGUUCUUUGCAAAAGAUACUUUUAAAAAUUUUUAAAUAAAAAACAAUAAAUU
Messenger RNA from Drosophila biarmipes, 1026 nucleotides. Its product is annotated as CD209 antigen-like protein E. Bases 34 to 789 code for a protein of 251 amino acids. The record is from RefSeq and is a predicted model, not a curated record. NCBI's taxonomy places the organism in Eukaryota, Metazoa, Arthropoda, Insecta, Diptera, Drosophilidae. The transcript has a single exon. Gene Ontology annotation, molecular function: signaling receptor activity.